AUGCGGCUCAACCACUAUCCACCUUGUUCCAUUCCUCACCUAGCUCUUGGGAUUGGCCGCCACAAGGAUUCUGGUGCCCUGGCGAUCCUCGCUCAAGACGAUGUUGGAGGACUCGAAGUGAAGCGAAAAACAGAUGGAGAAUGGAUUCGGGUCAAACCUAUUCGUGAUGCUUAUAUUAUCAAUGUUGCCCACUACACCAUGGUGGAACCCCUGAAAGAGCUGACAGAUGAUCAAAACCUUGCCAAGUAUAAGGCAUAUAACUGGGGGAAGUUUUUUGCAACUCGAAGAUGCAGUAAUUUUCAGAAGCUUGAUGUUGAAAAUAUUCAAAUCUCUCAUUUCAGGCUCUCACAGAAAUCUGGUUAA
Molecule: messenger RNA, 363 nt
Organism: Ilex paraguariensis (yerba mate)
Lineage: Eukaryota; Viridiplantae; Streptophyta; Magnoliopsida; Aquifoliales; Aquifoliaceae
Source: the annotation of a GenBank genome assembly